This is a messenger RNA of Staurois parvus, 345 nucleotides long. The record is from the annotation of a GenBank genome assembly. Lineage: Eukaryota; Metazoa; Chordata; Amphibia; Anura; Ranidae.
AUCUGGGCAGGACAGCGGGUACCGAGUCAUCUGGCAGAACCAUGGGCACUGGGUCACCAAGCUAGACAGUGGGCACAGUCAUCUGGCAUGACAGCAAGACAGCGGGCACCGAGUCAUCUGGCUCGACAGCGGGUACUGGGUCAUCUGGUUCGACAGCGGGCACCGGGUCAUCUGGCGUCGUCAUCUGGCUCGACAGCGGGUACUGGGUCAUCUGGCUCAACAGCGGGCACUGAGUCAUCUAGCAUAAUAGGACCAUCAGGCUGGGUAGACACAUCAAGCUGGGUAGGGUACACUGGGUCAUCGGGCAUCAGGACAGCAGGCUAACCGAUUUGGAUACUGGCAGGA